AUGGAUGACGAUGAUGAGAUACAGUCACACUCAAACACCACCGAAUCUUCCUCACCAUCACCAACACCACCGAACGGAAGAAUCACCGUAACUGUUCCCGCCACCUCAACGGUGCCUCUAUCCAUGCCGCCGCCACCACCACAACAGAACGACAACAGCUUAGCCCUUGUUUUGCCAACGAAGUUGAAAACGAACUGCGGCGGAGGAGGAGGAAGAGAGGAUUGCUGGAGCGAAGGAGCAACAGCCGUGUUGAUUGACGCCUGGGGAGAAAGGUAUUUAGAGUUGAGCAGAGGGAACUUGAAGCAGCAGCACUGGAAAGAAGUGGCGGAAAUUGUAAGUAGUAGAGAGGAUUAUUCAAAAUCUGCUAAAACUGAUAUUCAAUGUAAGAAUAGAAUUGAUACUGUGAAAAAAAGUACAAAUUGGAAAAAGCGAAAAUGGCUUCGGGCGGUGGGCCAUGUUCUUGGCCUUUUUUUGAUCCUUUGGAUAGAUUAA
Messenger RNA from Dovyalis caffra, 492 nucleotides. The record is from the annotation of a GenBank genome assembly. NCBI's taxonomy places the organism in Eukaryota, Viridiplantae, Streptophyta, Magnoliopsida, Malpighiales, Salicaceae.